GCUUCUGCUGGGGGUUUUUUUGGCUGCGCUCCUGCAGAACGCAGUGGAUUCUCGCAGCUCUUGAGGAAUGUACUGAUGCGCACUGCUCGGCUGGGGGACUGUGGCGUGCGCUCACACUUGAAAAAUGUGGCUUUUUCUUGACGUUGAACUAGUUUGCUUUUUCGCUGUGUAAAGUUUAGGCAAACACAUGGGAGCAGGGUGAGUAGGAAAAACGUUCCACAACUCCGGUCGUGCGUUUUGCGCGCUGCGCCCUCAAGCUGCUGGACUCUUUAAGGGACUGGGACUUGACUUUGUAGGAUCUACGGGACGGACCGUUACUUCAGCUACAGUCAUUUGCAGGAGAAGUGGAUCUGUUUGACAAUGAUGUCCCCUUAAAUCUUGCAUUUCAUCCACGGAAAACAGCAUACACAAUUGCGCCAUGAUUCUAUCUGUGGUCAUUGUACUGUCCUUCCUGGACUCAGUGCUCACCGUAAAAAGUGAGGGAAGUGCAGGCUCCCGGUCAGUGCGCCUGGACUGCGUAAAGGCAAGUGAGCAGUGUCUCAAGGAGUACUCCUGCAGCACCAAGUACCGGACCAUGAGGCAGUGUGUGGCGGGCAGGGAGAGCAGCUUUAGUGCGGUCACCGGAGCGGAAGCACAGGGCGAGUGCCGCAGCGCCAUAGAUGCCAUGAAGCAGAGCCCCCUGUACAACUGUAGGUGCAGGAGAGGCAUGAAGAAGGAGAAGAACUGUCUGCGCAUCUUCUGGAGUAUAUUCCAGAGCUUGCAGGGUAAUGAUUUGUUGGAAUACUCUCCAUAUGAACCAGUCAACAGCCGGCUGUCAGACAUCUUCCGUCUCGCCCCGAUCAUAGCCGCCGAGCCUGCGUCUGCAAAGGAGAACAACUGUCUGAACGCCGCCAAAGCCUGUAAUCUGAAUGACACGUGUAAGAAGUACCGCUCCGCUUACAUCAGCCCCUGCACUAGCAGGGUGUCCACGUCUGAGGCGUGCAACAAACGCAAGUGCCACAAGGCUCUACGACAGUUCUUUGACAAGGUUCCGACUAAGUACAGCUACGGAAUGCUGUUCUGCUCCUGUCCAGCGGGGGACCAGGUAGCCUGUGCUGAGCGAAGACGUCAAACUAUAGUUCCCGUCUGCUCAUACGAAGACAAAGACAAACCAAACUGUCUGUCCCUCCAGAGCACAUGCAAGACCAACUAUAUCUGCAGGUCAAGACUGGCCGACUUUAUCAGCAACUGUCAGCCAGAGACUCGCUCCAUCUCUGGCUGUCUGAGAGAAAACUACGCCGACUGUCUCCUGUCCUAUACUGGUCUCAUAGGUACCGUCAUGACCCCAAAUUACAUGCGAUCUCUUGGUAUUAGCCUGUCACCGUGGUGUGACUGCAGCAACAGUGGGAACAGCAAGCCCGACUGUGAUAAAUUUGCAGAGAUGUUCACAGACAACAGAUGCCUGCGUAACGCCAUCCAGGCGUUCGGUAACGGCACCGACGUUGGCGUUUGGCAACCGCAGCCCCCGAUUGAGGCCACGUCAUUGGAGCCGGGUGUCACCCGCAGGGUUAAAGAGCGGACCAGCGGGGUUCUGGACACCAAAACAGACUUGGGCCAACAACCCCUACAUGAUGUCACUUUGUACCACAGCUGUGGAACCUUACAGGCCCAGAAGCUGGUGUCAAACCAAACAGUGGACCCGACUGUGUGUGAGAAGCAUAAACCGGAUGAUUCCAGCGACUCAAACGCCGUGGCCAGGAGCUCCCCAGCUGAAGUGGCGUGCUUACACCCCUCCAGUAUGUUCCUUACGCUCGCUUUCGUUUUGACGCCAAUACUUACACCAUAAGGUUUCUACGUUUUUUGGUAGAUUUUUGGGCUUUUUGGAAAAUUGCUCUCAUCUCGAUCAAAUCAUUCAUCCCACGAACCUUGAUUCAGGCUUCUGCUGGAGUGUGAAAGACUUUUUUCUUCGCGAGGAGAACCUUUGGAAUUUAUCGACUGAGAAAAUGGCCCGCUGCAGUGCUUAGCAACGGCAGCAGACCAUUUUGCCAUUCUUGCGUCACAAGUACGAUUUGGAUUUGAAAGACUUUCGACCCUGAACUGAACUGUGAUCUGGUACCGUGUGAUCUGUAAAUAAACUUUGCUAACACAUUGAGAAAUAUGGAUUGACUGAAAUGUGUUGUAAGAUGUGGUUGAUGUACUGUAUCAUCCUGUUUCUGAAGAGAUAGUUCAGUUUAAGGUUUGAAUGAAUGAAGUAACAACAUGGUGGUCAGUGGUGCUGAACAUGUGCCCUGUGUCAGGUCAUUAAUGCUUGUGGUCAGUGAAGCCAUGCAGAAAAGUCAACUUGUAACAUCUUUGCCCUCUGACAUAACAACACCUCCAUGACAGUAAGGUCAUCAACGACUAGAAGAUUUGUUUUGCCUGAAAAAAAAAAAAUAAAAAUUAUCCUCAUUUAAAAUGACCCGAGCUACAUAAUGUAUGUGUAUCAUCUAAGAAAGAAUACCAAUCACAUUGCAGUUGAAACAAAAGCAAUUAAAUAUUCAAAUAAAGUGCCAAAUAAUCGAUGUAUAUCACUCAUUCAUACUGGUGUAGAUAUAGGGGAAGUUGCUUCGAGGCCUCAAACUUUAAUUUUAUAUGUGUUCUCUUGCAGUCACUUAUAUCAAGCUGUGCUACAGACUGAAGCUACACAGGUUUCAUUGAAAAACGACUACUUUUGGAUAAAAACAUAGCACGUCCCAAAUGUGUACUGUGUCAUGGUACAGCUAAAAAAGUAAAGGGCUAACGCAGAUUUGGGCUUUCUAUGGAAACUGAAAGCUGCAGUGAUUAACUAACCUAAAGUGCUCAGUCAUGUCAACAGAACAAAUGUUUGUCGUGGAAAUGCAACCAAUAUUUACUACACAGAAAGUCAGACUAACCUAAACAGUUGGGAGUCAGUUUGACAAAAACAAAAGCACCAUCAAUACUGAUGCCAGUCCUGCACCAGGGAUAGAACAACCUACAAUGUUUUAUUUUAUUUUACAACCAAGCCGUGUCAGAGUCAACAUGGGGGUUCCAUUUUAUAGCUGUAGACUUUGGCCAUAGCCACAAGAGUUUUAAAGGGUGAAAACAUUGACUGGGGCCAUAGAACAGUCAGCAGAAAGAACAUGUCAGGACAACACUAUCUUGGAGCAGACUGAACUAGAACUACUGUCCUCAGUUGAUAAGAAGGAAACCUAAGUGUAUAAAGAAAAGUGUUGCUCUUUCUUCAGUCACCAUGUCGUGUACAACAGAACCAUGUAUAUAAAAGAGAUCAUAUUCAGUGAGAUGUGUGUGUCAGAGGAAACCUUUGUUGUCCGGUAUUGAUUAGAGAUCAGUGUGUAGACUGGUUUUUAUUGCCGUGAUGGCCUGUGGUUUUUGUCACGCUGCCUCUGACCGUACAUCUUGUACAUAAGAAACAUGAAUCGUGAGCUGCUGUCGGUUUGUGAAAACACCGUCUGUGAUCUUUUUGAGAGCACAUCAUCUAGUGUAGCUGCAGUUUAUAACAUGUGACAAGAAGGGGUUCCUGACUGCUGUGCUCGCGGACGCAGCUUAUUGUGAGUUUAUAUUUGAAGAGCAAACUGUGCAUCAAUGUUCAUCUCCAAACUGUGUUUUUCCAUGUGGAAUAUUCAAGUGUUUCUGUAACAGCAAUGUAAAGACUUUACAAAAAGAGCGUUAAUAAUUAAAAAGGGACAAUUGUGGUUUUGGU
This is a messenger RNA of Cynoglossus semilaevis (tongue sole), 3700 nucleotides long. It is a transcript of the gene gfra1b, whose product is annotated as gdnf family receptor alpha 1b. The record is from RefSeq and is a predicted model, not a curated record. Gene Ontology annotation, molecular function: signaling receptor activity. NCBI's taxonomy places the organism in Eukaryota, Metazoa, Chordata, Actinopteri, Pleuronectiformes, Cynoglossidae. Gene Ontology annotation, biological process: nervous system development. Bases 419 to 1825 code for a protein of 468 amino acids. Gene Ontology annotation, cellular component: signaling receptor complex; external side of plasma membrane. The transcript has 10 exons.